AUGAAACGAAUCCAUAUUACUUCUUUACUUUUUAUCUUCUUUCUCUCUAACAAUUCAACAGAUUUUAUAUUUCUUCUUUGCUUUUUUACUUCUUCUUUCUGUCCAACUUAUCGAACGAAUUCAUAUAUUUUCUUUACUUUUUAUCUUCUUUCUGUCCUACAAAUGGACAGAUUUUAUAUUUCUUCUUUGCUUUUUAACUUCUUCAUUCUGUCCAACUUAUCGAACAGAUUCAUAUCUCUUCUUUACUUUUCAUCUUCUUUAUGUCCAAGAAAUCGACCGAAUGCAUUUCUUCUUUGCUUUCUAAAUUCUUCUUUCUUGAAAGGAAUUCAUAUUUCUUCUUUGCUUCUUAAUUUACAUCUCCUGUUUUUCUGUCUUUCUUUUUCAAUUCUUUUUUCUUGGCGUCUUCUUUCUUUUUCUUUUUUUUUAGAAAAUUUCAUUAAGAUUACCUUUUUUCCAUUACGUCCAUUCAACGACCAGCAUUGUCCGAGCAACCGAUCUUCAUCCUCACCUUUUCUCUUAGUUUAUCUCUCUCUGUCUCUUUGCCUUUCUUUUUCCCUUUUUAAUUUUUCUUUGACCUCUGUCUAUCUUUCUUUCUGUCUUUCUUUCUUUCUAUCUUUCUUUCUUUCUUUCUUUCUCUCUUUCUUUCUUUCUUGUUUCUCUUUCUUUCUUUCUUUCUUUCUCUCUUUCUGUCUUUCUUUCUUUCUGUCUUUCUUUCUUUCUUUCUCUCUUUCUUUCUUUCUUUCUUUCUUUCUGUCUUUCUUUCUUUCUUUCUUUCUUAUUAUUUUGAAUUCUUUCAUUCUUCUUCGUAAAAUUUCCCUUGUCGUUCAUUUUUUUUUCUGA
Acanthosepion pharaonis is the source of this 840-nucleotide messenger RNA. The record is from the annotation of a GenBank genome assembly. Lineage: Eukaryota; Metazoa; Mollusca; Cephalopoda; Sepiida; Sepiidae.